Messenger RNA from Ipomoea nil (Japanese morning glory), 1941 nucleotides. RefSeq lists its product as uncharacterized. The record is from RefSeq and is a predicted model, not a curated record. The transcript is spliced from 3 exons. Lineage: Eukaryota; Viridiplantae; Streptophyta; Magnoliopsida; Solanales; Convolvulaceae. The coding region runs from base 1 to 1941 and encodes 646 amino acids.
AUGGGUGCUAAGAUAGACAGGACAAUAAACAAUGGGUCAUCCCCUCCAAUUUUCAGAAUCCAUGGUCAGAACUUCCAUCGUAUUGGUAGCCUGAUUCCACCAAAUGGGACCUAUCCGAAGUUUGCACAAUUGUAUAUUCAUGAUACUGAUAAUGAAAUUAAGAAUCGUAUUGCUUCUGUCAGGGAGAACAUAGCUACACAAGAUUUGCAUGCUGAGGUGGUGGAGGACAUUAAGGAGGUUUUAGACGGGAAUAAUGUGUUGGUUAAAUCAUUCCGUAUGGCCAAGGCAGAAAUUGAGAGAAAUCCACGUGUAGAGAUAAAAAUGAGAUUAAUUGGUAAGAGAACUAAAGAUGCAAGAACUUAUAACCUACCAACGACGUCAGAGGUUGCUGCACUUAUUGUUGGUGAUUUAGAUCCAUCCAUAGGCCACAGAGAUAUUUUGGUUGAGAGCAAUUCCGGGGUGCUUAAGCGAAUUACUGAAUUAAAUCCAUCAUACCUACCAUUGCAAUAUCCUAUUCUAUUUCCUUAUGGGGAAGAUGGAUAUAGAGAGGAUAUACAGUUUGCAACCAAUGGUUCUAACAACAACAAUGCAAGGCAACGUAUAUCUCAACGGGAGUAUUUUGCUUAUCGAUUACAUGAAAGGUUAGAAGAGAUUUCUACCAUAUUGUAUGCUCGGAGGUUAUUUCAACAAUUUAUAGUGGAUGCAUACACAAUGGUUGAAUCUGCCAGGCUUAUAUACAUAAGGACACACCAAAAAUCGCUGAGGUGCGAAGCUUUGAAAGGACUGACAGAUGCAUUGACGCGAGGUGAAGUACAAGCUAGCACCCAAGGAAAGCGAAUACUUUUACCAUCAAGUUUUACGGGCGGAGCAAGGUACAUGAUCCAGAAUUACCAGGAUGCAAUGGCCAUUUGUAGACACAUUGGUUACCCCAACCUAUUCAUAACGUUCACGUGUAAUCCAAAAUGGCCCGAAAUACAGCGGUACAUUACCAAGCGAAAUCUCAAUGCAGAAGAUCGUCCGGAUAUUUUAUGCCGUAUAUUCAAGAUGAAAUUGGAUUGUCUAAUAAAGGAAGUAAAGAAUGGUGAGCUUUUUGGUCCUGUGAAAUCAGUUAUUUACACCAUUGAAUUCCAAAAACGUGGACUACCGCAUGCACAUAUUCUAAUAUUCCUCAAGAACAAAGUUGACAUGACGAGUCCGACGUACAUGGAUUCAAUCAUAAAGGCUGAGGUACCAGACAAGACAAUGCAAAUGAAAUACUACAAUGCAGUCGAGGAAUUCAUGGUUCAUGGACCAUGUGGAAUCGCCAGAAGGAAUUCUCCGUGCAUGGUUAAUGGAAAGUGUUCAAAGCACUUCCCCAAACGAUUUGUAGCAGAGUCUAAGUUUGACCAGGAUGGGUAUCCAGUUUAUAUGCGUCGGGACAAUGGUAGAACAGUCAAGAAGAAUGGUAUAGAACUAGACAGCCGAUAUGUUGUCCCGCAUAAUAGAUAUUUGCUUUUGAGGUACAAGGCUCAUAUCAACGUAGAAUGGUGCAACCAGUCGAGAUCAAUCAAGUACCUCUUCAAGUAUGUCAACAAGGGUAAUGACCGUGUCACAGCAGAAUUCUACAAUAGUACCAUCGAUGAAAACGGUGAGGAGGUGGUGGAUGAGAUUAAUAUGUACUAUGAUUGUAGGUACGUUUCAGCAUGCGAGGCAGCCUGGCGACUAUUCAGUUUUGAGGUCCAAUAUCGGACACCGGCUGUUGAAAGAUUAAGCUUCCACCUUCCAGAUUGUCAGUCCAUUGUAUUCGCUGAUGAUGAAAAUAUUGAUAAUGUUUUAGGUCGUGAAACAGUGGGACAAAGUAUGUUCAAAGGAUGGUUCGAAGCCAAUAAGAAAUAUGAAGAUGCACGCUCAUUAACAUACAUUGAAAUGCCCAAUAAAUUUGUUUGGAAGAGAGAUAUUUGA